UAAAUUUUGUUGAAAAAAACCAAAAAUGAGCAAGAAAGUGUACUAACAAAAUUCUGUUUAUAAUCACUCACAAAUAUUUUAUAAAAGUGAUUUUCUUGGAAUACGAAAAUUGAAGAUAGACAGCAGCAAUAGAUUCUAGUGAGAUCAACGCACAACCUAAAGAUCAUUCGUAAAUUAUGCUUCAGAGCAAGAUGUGUGACUACCGUUUAAGUAUGAUUGGAACGAAAUUUUGCAAAUUUUUAGGUGCAAUAAUUUUAAUACUUAUAAUUCUACAAUCAACAGUAAAUGCAAAACGUCAUCACCAUCGCAAUCGUCAUCACGAAGACAAUCAAUUUCAAUUAGGUUCAAUACAACCAACAGUAUCAGUUGAUGCUUACGGCAACUGUUACAGUUUCAACAAUCCAUUGAGAGGACGCUGUUUACGAUUUAUAGACUGUGGAACAGCUGUAUGGUCAUGGGAGCAACAUCGUAUACCACCAGUAACUUGUUAUAGUACAACAUUUGAGCAUUUUGUUUGCUGCCCUGAUUAUAAUCCACCACCUUUUUGGCCACAACAACCGCCACCACAAAUACCGAUACCUCAACAACCACCAAUAAUUCACUAUCCACCAAAACAAAAUUAUCAAGAUCAAAAUAAUGGGAUAACAAGAAGGAAUCAAGAGAAUAAUCCUUAUACGCGUAUAAGUGAACAAGAAUGUUUUAAAAUGUAUGAAGAAAGAGGACAUCGUAAUCGUAAGCACCGAUUUAGAAGAGAACUUAAUAAUGAGGGCCCAAUUUCAGAGGAUGAUCAAAUGAAAAAAAUGGAUUUUGCACGAACUCAAGCUGUAGGUGGAGUAGCUACAUAUAUUAGUGAAUUUCCUUAUAUGUGUGCAGUUGGUUGGAAAAGUUUUGAUCCUACUCAUCGCAAAUCUUAUAAUUAUAACUGCGGCUGCGUGUUGAUUGCUCCUAAAUUUGUUCUAACUGCUGCUCAUUGUGCAACCUUAGGCGGAGAACCACCUAAUAUUAUUAGAUUGGGAGGUAUAAACUUAGAUGAACGUCAUGCUGAAAUGGUGAAAAUUAAAGAAAUUACUCAACAUCCAGAUUAUGAUAAUAAUAUGUCUUACAAUGAUAUAGCUAUAUUUAAACUGGAACGAAGUUCAAGAGAGGUACCAGCAUGUCUUUGGUCUACACCAACUUUACCUCAACAAACUCUUAUCGCCAUGGGUUAUGGGCAAACUAAAUUUGCUGGCCCAUCUUCAAAUACUUUACUUAAAGUGUUCUUAAGUGUUUUAACAAACGAUAAUUGUAAUAAUUAUUAUAAAAAAGAAGAAAAGUUACCACGUGGUGUAACGACCGGUCAAAUAUGUGCUGGGGACCCUCAAGGUAUUAUGGAUACCUGUCAGGGUGAUUCGGGUGGUCCAUUACUGAUGAAAUUGCCAAAUUAUAACAACAUCGUGCCAUAUAUAGUUGGUUUAACAUCUUUUGGUUCAGGCUGUGCAGCUGGUACACCAGGUGUAUAUACUAGAAUUUCAACUUAUAUUGACUGGAUCGAGGAUAUUGUGUGGAAAUAAUUUUAGAACUUAUUUAUUCGUUAAAACAAUCAAAUUUUAAAAAAAGAAGAUAAACUUUGUCUUAACUAAAUAGUUCAAUGAUUCAAAAAAAUAUAUAUGUAUACCAAUU
Molecule: messenger RNA, 1659 nt
Organism: Teleopsis dalmanni
Lineage: Eukaryota; Metazoa; Arthropoda; Insecta; Diptera; Diopsidae
Product: serine protease snake-like
Exons: 8
Coding region: 177-1550 (457 amino acids)
Biological process (GO): proteolysis
Molecular function (GO): serine-type endopeptidase activity
Source: RefSeq, a predicted model, not a curated record